CCACCAUAAUGGCCCCAUCAUUCAUGCGAGGCAUUGCAUAUGGCCAGUUGUCUUCGAGGAGAGUUCUGCUUUGUGCUCUGACGACCUGACUCUGCCCUCGAAAGGAUUUAUUAUGCACAGCUAGAGCGCGAACCUGUAGCAAACGCCUCAUGGGCAACUAGCAUCUCAAAGAAAGACAAGGGAAGAAGUGACCAGCUGAUGGGCGCGCAGAUCUAAUUUCUCAGCUCAGUCUGCCAGCACCCUGACAGAACAUUUCCCUCUGGGCGUCACUUCAAACCCUCCUCUUGGUUGGUCACAAUACUCCCGCACCUGGGAAAGCAGGUUCGCCAAAAUUGCGAGAUGGCGGUGUCACAAUCCCUUCUCCAGAGCAGAGCAAUGUCCUCUGCCUUGGCCAGCAUUUCUCCUAGUUUAGCCAGCUCAAAGCACAGGUUUGCUUCUUCAGCCUUCGUUGGGGAGGGCUUAUCUCACGCAAAGCUUGGCAAAGACGCCUUGCCCCGGCAUGUAGAAGAGGGGCCGGCCAGAAUUCAGGCCGUGAUGGAAUCAACGGAACAACAGCUCAGGAACCUGGAGCGAGCGCUCAAGGCCUUCCCGAGCGCCUCAUCAGACAAGCCCCCUGUCUCCAGCACGUGGGAUCCCAAGCUUCCCCUGGACGAAGGCAGCUGCCCCCCUCGGGCUUGGUACACCGAGCGAGACGUCUUCGAGCUGGAAAGGAACUCAGUGUUUGCAAACAGGUGGCAGGCAGUGGGGCCUUCCGAGAAAGUGAAGGAACCGGGGGCCUUCUUCUCCGGCAGUUUCAUGGGCCUUCAGUUCUUGGUGUGCCGAACGCUCCAGGGCGAGCUGAAAGCGUUCUCCAACACGUGCCGCCACAAGGGAACCGUCAUCGCACAGGGGGAGGGCACCUGCCGCAACUUCGUCUGCCCCUUCCACGCCUGGACGUACAACCUGGACGGCUCUCUCAUCGGCUCGAAGCACCACAAGCACAUGAAGGACUUCAACCCCGAGGAGCACAGCCUCUUACCGCUUGACGUGGCCAUCGCGGGACCGUGGAUUUUGGUGCGGAUGCCCAACUGGGGGAACAAGGCGCCCGCCAGCCCGGUCUACGUCAACGACGAGAUGGCGCAAAAUUGGCCCACCUCCAACGGGACUGCGGACUCGCGGGCGGUGCAGGAGUGGGUUGGGGAGGCAGCGGGGCUGCUGACGCACCACCGCGUCAUCUCGGGCGAGUACAAGUACAUGAAGCGCCUCGAGUACGACAUCGGAUGCAACUGGAAGGCAUACAUUGACAACUACCUGGAUGGGGGGUACCACAUACCGUACAACCACAAGGAGCUCGCGGCCUCCGUUGACAUUGACACUUACACCACCACGUGCUUCUCCAAGGGCACGUUCCAGACGGUGGACGUCCGCAAGGUGGACGAGAUCCGCGCAGACGCCCCGCAGGAGCUGUACACCCUGGUCUACCCUAACCUCCUCAUUAACCGGUACGGCAACUGGGUUGAUUCCUUUUGGGUGAUCCCCACUGGGCCCACCAGCUGCCACGUCACCGUCGACUACUGGCUGGCCCCGCAAGAUGCCGCCGAGAUCAGCGACGAAACCCUGGAGGAGAACUGGGUCCGCACUGAUGUCCUACAGGACGAAGACGUGUUCCUCUGCGAGGCGGUGCAAAAGGGCCUCGCCUCUGGCAUGUUCGAGUCCGGACGAUACGUGGCGCCGCAAGAAGAGGCACCGCACCACUUCCACCGACUGAUCCACUCUGACUUCGUUGCUUAUGAAAAGGAUCUCUAACCAGCUAACUCCCUGCUAAUCAGUCUGAUACGGCUGGACUGGUCCCCUGAUCAAAUGACCUGAAGAGGUUUCCUAGCAUGAUGAACUUUUGUCUGCUAACGCCGAAUUUUUCGAAGUUAAGAUAGCGGUCGAUUGGGCUGCAGAAAGUUUGGGCUUGGUCAGACAGUCAGGCCACGGAUUGCCUUUCGAACUUUCUCGUAGAGCUCAAGAAAUGCUUCAAUCGUUGACCAAGUGUAGGUUGAAAGCGAUUUUCUGCGAGUAUACAUAGCGUCGUUUCUGCGUAGUUCAUAAAGCGCGACUCUCGACUCUCUCUCAUAAUUGUCCUCUGAUGCUCGCAUAUAUCAGCCAUACUUUGUCUAGGCCU
This is a messenger RNA of Klebsormidium nitens, 2149 nucleotides long. The record is from the annotation of a GenBank genome assembly. Lineage: Eukaryota; Viridiplantae; Streptophyta; Klebsormidiophyceae; Klebsormidiales; Klebsormidiaceae.